AUGGCGACGGUGCUGGAAGCAGUGCCAGAAAAGUCCCGUGGUGUGGUGGCCGGCUUCACACAGCAAGGCUUCUCAUCCGGCUAUCUCUUUGCGUCGGGCUUGCAUCUGGCUAUGAAUAGCUAUGGUUGGCGCUCUCUUUUCUGGCUUUGCGCCGGCUUGACAGUCCCUAUCGCCAUCCUUCACGCGGUGACCCCAUAUUAUAGCGUUGCCUCUCCGGCCACUCAAGACGAAGAACACGCCAACGGACCGGUUCAAGACGCCCGCGCAGCCGUGGGAGGAAACCUUCCGUUCCAUAAGAAGCUCGCCUACGUGCUCCGCUAUCACUACAAGGCCUUCAUAUACGCCUGCUGCCUGACCUCCUGUCUGGCUACCAUGGGCCACGGCACAAUGGAUCUCUACCCAACCUUCCUCGUCAGCCAACGCAAGCUGAACAUUCUACAAGAGACAUGGGUAACCUGUAUUCUGCAGAUUGGAGGUAUCCUGGGAGGCGUGGUCGGCGGGUUCCUUUCGCACAAAGUGAGCGCCAAAUGGGUGGCGGCGAUCGCAGGACUGCUUAUCGCGCCGUGGUUACCACUAUGGACGCUGCCCACGAGAUGGGGACUUCUCGCUCUGGGAGCCUUCUUCUUGCAAUUCUUCUACGGUGCUGCGAUCGGUAACUUGGGAAACUUGUUGCAGCAGUUGUGCCCUCAUCCUGGCAUCAGAGCUGCCUUUACUGGUGUGGCGUACAACAUCGGCAAUGCGGUCUCGUCGAUCGCACCCACGAUCGAAACGUCGCUGGGAGAGCGGUUCCCGACUGCGGACGGGUCACCGGAUUAUGCGAAGACGCAGAUGAUCCUUGUGGGGAUUGUUAUCUUCUGCUUGGUUCUAACUUUGACACUCAUGCCGCUGAACAGCUUGAACAAGAGCUGGGACCGGGAGGAUCCAAAUGCUACCGUCCCUGCGACACAUGCUGAGAUGGAAGUGAUCGAUAAAACCGAUUUUAAGGCACAGGAGGCAGAUGCCGAGAGGGGUGGUUCGACUCAUGUUGAGGAUACUAAGUCUUAG
Aspergillus luchuensis is the source of this 1044-nucleotide messenger RNA. RefSeq lists its product as uncharacterized. Bases 1 to 1044 code for a protein of 347 amino acids. Gene Ontology annotation, molecular function: carboxylic acid transmembrane transporter activity. The record is from RefSeq and is a predicted model, not a curated record. The transcript is spliced from 3 exons. Gene Ontology annotation, cellular component: plasma membrane. Lineage: Eukaryota; Fungi; Ascomycota; Eurotiomycetes; Eurotiales; Aspergillaceae. Gene Ontology annotation, biological process: transmembrane transport; carboxylic acid transport.